This is a messenger RNA of Durusdinium trenchii, 789 nucleotides long. The record is from the annotation of a GenBank genome assembly. Lineage: Eukaryota; Dinophyceae; Suessiales; Symbiodiniaceae.
AUGCCAACGAGUCGCCAGAAGCGGGAGCAGCAUGCCACCCGCAAUGACGCCGCCCGUGGUCAGCAGGUAGUGAAUCGCCUGGUGCGCGUCGUCGAGCGCGAGCAGCGCUUGGCGAACCCGCGCACCGGACACGGUCGCGGUCACGGCGAGGGCGAGGGGAGCGGUCCUAGCUAUGCCAACUUCAAUUCGCAACCGCAGGCUGGAUGGAAGAAGGAGUGGAAGGCGGCACAUGUACCACGUGCACCGCAUCCACGGUUGGCCGUGGAUUCCUUAGGGCCUGAUUUGGCGUGGACGGAUGAUCAGAGUUGGCUCCAGGGAUCAAAGAAGUGCUUUGAGUUGAGCAAAGGGGCCGUGGCGGCUGCCAAAGCGGCUGGAUAUGCAGGUCCUGCCCCAUCAAGCACAUCUACCGUGGCAAGGCCUUCCAACAUUUUGCCUCCUCUCCCAAGUCUGCCCCAGCAGGUGUCGAGAACUUCAUUCGAGACAUACUUGGCCGAGGUGUACGAGGCACUGCUCCGCGCGUUGGACGCGCGAGUGGAGCCCGACAAGACGGAAGUGCAUCGCUACACGGAGGAGCUCGCCCAAGCGGUGCGCGCUCUCACGAAGCCGGCGCCGGCUUCGACCAAAGCGACGAUCUGCGAAGCCAUGGCGCCCGUCUGGGAUCUGCGCUCGAACUGUGCCGCUCAAACGAGCGCUUUGGACCUGAGGACCUUGGCUACUGCAGUGGAAGCGUUGAAAAGGUCUGGUUCCAAGGAGGUGAUCCAGGAAGCCAGCAACAUCGAGACCUCAUAG